This is a messenger RNA of Amoebophrya sp. A120, 445 nucleotides long. The record is from the annotation of a GenBank genome assembly. NCBI's taxonomy places the organism in Eukaryota, Dinophyceae, Syndiniales, Amoebophryaceae.
AUGGGGGUGCCUGUGGGGGGAAAGAAAGUGGGACUAGGAAAUAUGAAAGGCGUGACCGAACAACAACAAACAUCAGCAGGGCGGUCGUUCUCUCCGCAACCGCGUGUGCAGACCCAUCACACAGUCCUUGCUCCGAAUUCAUCAGUGCGUGCCCCUGGAUCCCGGAGUGGCGCAACGAAAAAGGUACCACUAUCCUCAGCUCCGAACAACGUGUCUGGAGGUGCAAAGCCGCUGAAGACCACGCCGCGCCCCGGUAGCCAGGGGCGCAAGGCAAAUUUGCAGACCCCGACGACUGCCGCAUCAACGAAUUCAGGAACAACUGGCUCGAUGAAGAACAGGAGAAAAGAUGCUACACCAUUGUCGAACGCAAGCGGUAAAACACUGGUGGAAGCGGCAGCACAAGUAGGUCGUAACGACCAAGCAGCAUCAGCGCUGCAAUUCGGGG